Messenger RNA from Neltuma alba, 2714 nucleotides. RefSeq lists its product as uncharacterized. The record is from RefSeq and is a predicted model, not a curated record. The transcript is spliced from 2 exons. The coding region runs from base 334 to 2583 and encodes 749 amino acids. NCBI's taxonomy places the organism in Eukaryota, Viridiplantae, Streptophyta, Magnoliopsida, Fabales, Fabaceae.
CCCGCCCGUUACCAAAAUUUGAAUUUUCUCUGUCUCUUCUUCUUUCUCUCUGCAUCUUCCCCUUCGUUAAAUCAGAAAGUUGCAAACUUUUUCUCAAUUGAAUGCAAUGAAUGAUUAUUAGUUUUCUUGGGCAUUGUCCAACCUUUUCCUUUCCCCUUCGUCUUAAUUUCAAUUCAAAUCUGCCUUUUUUUCUCUCUCUGCCUUUCCUUUCUUCUUCUCCCCUUCCGCUCUCUCCCCUCCCCCCUCUUCCCCCCCUCCUAAUCCUUCCAGUCUCUGUCAUUUCCUUCUUUCAAUCCCUUGCUCCAUUGCUAAGGUCAGACCAGAGGAACUUCGAUGGGUACAUGUUUGAGUAAGAAGAAAGGGUCCUCCUCCUCCUUUUCUCCUGUUGUUGAAACCAAGUCUCUUUCUUCUUCAGCGCCUUCUGAGCUGAAGAAGAAUUCUGCCAAUGUCAUUUCUGUUUCCAAACCCAAAGUGGAAACUGAGCCACAACUGAAUCCGGAGAAAGACAAGAAGACAGUGCUUCCAGAUAAGCAAGAGCCAGUGCGUGAAGAUGAAGGAGGCCAAGUUAAAAAAGAGAUUUUCAUCAUCAAGCACAGGAAAAGCCAUGAUGACAGAGAGAGAAAUUCCAAAUGCCCACCAACUGUUCACCAGAACGCCUCAGUUGAUGGCGUUGCUGAAAAUGAAGCUACUAUUGAAGCAGCUGAGUUAAUCGGUACAAACAAGAUUGUGCCACCAGCAUCAGCACCAUCAGCAGCAGCCAUGGGAGUGGGUGUAAGGACUUCAAGCUGCACUAAAGAAGAGGUGGAUGCAAUUCUCAUACAGUGUGGGAGACUCAGCAGAAGCUCUUCCGGUAAAACUGCUUCUUCUUCUGCUGGUGCUGGUGAACGUAGGAGAAGGUACUCCGGUUCAAAGAGAAGCUUUGAUUUUGAUCAUUGUGACAAUGACACCAUUUCUGCUGAUGAUGACCAAAGGAGAGCCAAAAGCACUGACAAUAGUGAUCCGUGUGAAGAUGAUGGAGAGAAACGCCGCCAACACCGCCCACGAGACCGCCAAUCUCCAAGGAAGCCGUCUUCUUCUCAUGGAAGGAGAAGGACGCCCAGCAGGGAAAGAGAUCAGCAGCAGAACCAGCGAUCCAGUAGCAGAGAGAGAAGGGUUAGCAGAUCUCCUGGCAGAAGAUCUUCGGAGACCAGCAACCCGCCAAGCACAAACUCAACUUCUGCCAUUGCAGGCGGCAAUAACAGCAAUUCCUCUGCUAGACCCGGGAAGAUGGUCUCAGUCCCUCCAACUGUUUCAUCUUUGGUUAUGGAUAAGAGUAACAAUGGUGGUGGAGGAGAAUCUGGAGUGAAGAAGAUCUCAGUGAAGAGGAAUGUUGGUGAUAGUGGCAUGGUGGGUUCAAGAUCUGCAGCCUCACCACGUUCUCAAUCCCCUGCAAGAGCAAAUGGUAAUGCAGCAAGUUCAAAAGCACUGGGAGAGAACAAUCCUCAGCAACAACCCUCACUUAGCCGUAACUCUUCAAGGAAAGCAGAUCAAUCGCCUUAUAGAAGAAACCCAUUGAGUGAAAUUGAUCCCAAUUCACUUGCUUAUCCCCAGUCAGCCAACACUAACAAUAGGAACAUGAAUGUUGAUGUGAAUGACAACGCCAAAAGCAGAACCAGGGGUGUGGGGAGAAAUUGCAAGCCAAAGGAGCAACACGAGGAAGAGGUGAUCGGGCAUUGUCCAAUGACUGAAAAUAUUGUUGUGAAAACAGUUGUGCCUUCAGGAAUUGACAACCUUAAACAAUCCCACACAUUAACAAGAAGCCGGUCCUCUAGGCGGUCCCGGGACCUGGACAUCAACCCUGAAGCAAUGUUGAAUCCUGAGCAGUCAUACACCUCGCUACUACUUGAAGACAUCCAAAACUUCCACCAAAAAAGCACUGCCACACCGCCUGUCUCUCUCCCUGCUUGCGUAACUAAAGCCUGCUCUAUACUUGAAGCUGUUGCUGAUCUGAACUCCACUAACAGCUCAAAUCUCCUCGGUCCCUUCUCCGAUGACCGAAAAAGUCCACCCACGUGUCAAUCAACUAAGAAUGACUACAAUGGCUUAUUGGGUUCAAAUCAUUAUGGGAAGAAGAGGAUCACAGACACCAAAGAUCCAUUUGUAGAAUCUGAGGUUGUUGUACAUGAUGAUGUGAUGGAGCCAAGCUUUCAUAAGUAUGUCACAGUGAAGAGGGGUGGUUCAGUUCGUGGUGGCGGUGGUAAUGGUAGUGGGGCAGACAUGGAGGAUCAAGAGUCUUCAGGAAGCAACAGUUUCACUGUGAGUGGUCAACAGAACUGGGGGUUCUCUUCUUCUUCAUGGGAACCCAAUUCUGCUGAUUCUACGGAUUGCUGGAGUUCAAGAUUGAACUCCACAGAGGAAGAAGUCCAGAAAGGUUCGUCAAGCUGGGCAUCUGAAGCAGGACGUGACAUGGAGGAAACGAGGAAGAAGUCCAAUGGCAAGAGGAGAGAAUGUGAUCAUCAGCACAGCGGUGGAAUAGGGAGGGGCAGGCUUGGUGCAGAUAAGAGUUUGCAUACCAUAUCUGCUACAGCGGCUGCGACCACAUAGAUUAUGAUAUGUAUGGACAUGUAUCUUUGUCUAGUUUUCUUUUAAAGUACUGAUUAUUGCUUCUGUUUGGGGUUGCAAACUUGCAACCAUUUCAAGUUUAAUUAAGGCCUUGAUUUUUCAAUAUUCAUAGA